AUGUCAUUGUAUAUGAACGAUAUGGGUGAGAACGACGAUACCAACAGCGAACUGAGCGACCACGGACGUUUCCUAACUAAGGGCGCCUUCCUACUGACUCCGUCGUACGAGCUGAGCCUGGACAAGGCGGCGGGCAUUUGCGACAAGCUGAACUUUCGCGGAAGCUUUAGUCUGACGAAGACCGCCACCGGAAUCUUGUUCAAGUUCUCCGAGCCGGACGACUAUCAGCAGGUCUUUCGGAAGGGCUUUCAUAAGGUGACCGGUGGCCGACUGUACAGAAAGGUGGCGAUUCCGUGCCGACCCCAAAAAACCUUCUCCCUGCUCGUGAUGGAGGUACCUAGCGAUCUUCCGGAGGACGACAUUAGGGCCAGCUUGUACCGCUACACCUCAGUCGUGGAGGUAACUCGAGUCACGAGCAAGCUUGAGCAACCCGGAGUGCCUGCCCCCAUCAGAAUAACGAUGGCCUCCUUGGAGGAGUUCAACAGUCUACUACAGCAAGGCUUGGAUUUCUACGGCGCGACGUACUUCCCAACCGAGGCUCUCAAGAAGGAGGACAUACGAGGCAGUCAAAAGCAGCUUCUGCCAGUCUUCGACGCGUCCGGUUUCAGCCGUCUACCACCACCGGCGAGUCGCACUCUUAAACCAAGGUCAAACUAGUUCCCACUUCUGAAAACCACACACUAACCCCCUAACAACUAACUUACACCAAAUUGGUGAUCAGUUUCCAGCCUCCCGGAAAUAAUGGACGAACUCGAUCGGGAUACUGGAUACGUAACGCGAUAUUUUCGGUUAAUUACUUUAAUUGGACUCUGUCGUUUGUUAAAAGUUGUACGGUUAAUGAUGCCUUUUUCUUAAUAAAACCAAAGCAAAUUCGU
Photinus pyralis (common eastern firefly) is the source of this 875-nucleotide messenger RNA. RefSeq lists its product as uncharacterized. The transcript has 4 exons. The record is from RefSeq and is a predicted model, not a curated record. The coding region runs from base 1 to 657 and encodes 218 amino acids. NCBI's taxonomy places the organism in Eukaryota, Metazoa, Arthropoda, Insecta, Coleoptera, Lampyridae.